CGACGUCGUGUACGACUACCAGGGAAGAACCUACUUAUUCACAACAUUUACAUUGCGGAACGACCCUCUGUAAUUUCCAUGGGCAAGCCACGUUGACGGAAGGAGCAUAAUGCGAUAAAUAUAAUCAUAUCGCGUGUUGUAUGGUUUGAUAAAGAAGCUUGAAAAUAGAACUGGUGUAAAAUUACGUCCGACAGGCAGGAAAACACUCGUAUAAACAUGUUUGACUGCGUCGGCGGCAGCAAUUUCAGACAUUCCUUCGGACCUAUUGAAGUGGUAUGAAAUGUAAUACGUUUGUUUGUGUCGCUACACCACUCAGUCACCAUCAAUGGCAGCCAAUACAGAAUUAUUCGAUGAAAUUUCGAUGCUCGCGAUUCCAUGGACAAAGCUGCUAGCAGAAUGAGAAUCAGCGAAGGAAAUCCUGCGGAGACCACUGUGCUUUCUUCAGAAUCGAUGACCACUUCCGCCGGAAGCUCCGGCGACGAUUAUCCGACGAUUUCAGAGCCUCCCCUGCCUCUCGCAACAUUCUCCAUCGAGGACUGUGUUUACAGAGGCGAAGGAAAUGCUAACGUCGUUAUUGCGCUGUCACAAGAGCACAAGGUAAUUCGAUUCCGGAAGUCGUUGCCGGACGAUGUUCCACCGGAUGGCGGCAAACAACGCGCCGAACGAGAACUGGAAUUCGUCAAGAGCGUAGCUUCCUGCUUUUUAGGCCCGUACGCACAGAUCCCUAAGAUUCUUCGCUACGACGUGAAAGACAUCGCCAGACUUUCGGAAGCCAUUCAACCACUUCGACCAGAUAAACGCCGACACACGGAUGUUACGGAGACUUAUGCGACACAAUACCCAGACUACACUUUUCUUAGAACGAAAUGCGACGAGCCUAAUCUAUUUCGAAGCAAAAAUACAUUUUGCGUGGAAAUUAAACCAAAGCAAGGAUACUCGAGAGACGCCGAUAGUAAAUUUCAAAAAUGUCCUUAUUGUUUAACUCAAUAUUAUAAGCUGCAGAAAAAGGUAAUCGCAGCCCGAAGUACUUACUGUCCGUUUGAUUUAUUUUCUGGGGUAGAGGAACGCAUGAAAUCAGCAUUAAAAGGGCUCCUGAUAUCCCCACAGAAUAAUCUGAAGAUUUUUAAGGACGGUGUAGUUGUUUACGAUCAAGAAUCAUCGUUAAACGAUCUCGUAUGUGUUUUAGCGGAAUGGCUUCACAAUUCUGUCGCCUGCACGAACAAAGAAUACAUCGAUCAAUUCUGCGAUUUGAUCUGUGCUGCCGUUUUGCAUUCGUUUGCCAAAGAAGAAUUCAUGCCAUCUUCCGCGUACGAAAAAUGCGCGCGGUCUGCCCAACAACAAGAUUUCGAACCGAUCUCGUACGUUAAUCCAGAUAUAGUAGCAAAGGCCAAAAAACUUGUGCAUUUUAGCAAAAAGCCGUGCAAUGUAAAAGGUGGAACUUUACCUAAAAAUUGUGUGCUAGAACGAAUCCUCCAUAUGCAGAAGCUACCCUUUAUCAGUUCAGAAUACGUUUACAACAUAUAUUCAAAGUUUCGACCAUUAUUAACGGACGAUAUAAUAUAUUCUAAUUUAAUAAGAACACAGAAGUUUCACAAGCAACGGAUAUUAUCUUCUUAUAAAUCUACAAGUAAUGUUAUGAAACGUUCGAACGUGUCGCAGGAGACUCGCUUGAAAACGUAUAUCAAAGACGACGAGCCUAAAGAAAAUGUUCCUCUUUCCCAAAAAUCAACAUCACUGCCCAUGUACUUGCAAGACAAUAAUUUGUCAUGUGAUAAGUCUAACAUAAUACAUAGCGAAACUAAUCCACAUUGUAAUGAAAAAGAAACGAAUCUUUUUAUAAGCUCCGAGAACAUAUUACGCUUACAAAAUUAUCUUCUGUUCUCGUGUGCUAGGGAUUGCUCGAUAUUGAUUGCAUUUCGAGAGCUCAAUACGAAUACCGAAUUCUCAACCCUUAACGAGGGGGUAAUAAAACUUUCGGAUGGGCUAUGCUUUCUUUGCAACAUUGGAGUUUCAGAUUUAGAACCGAAAAGUCUUCGUUGUAUCGAGAAACAUCGUCAACGGGAUACUAAUGUUUUAAAUGCUGUAAUAUCUAUUUUUGAGAAGGAACUUAUAGUUGAAAAUCAAUCGUUGAUGCAAAAUUAACCAUUGCAAUUAUAAUUUCUCUUCAACAAAUGUUAAAGACUUUUAUCGUACGACUUUUUUUUUUUUUAAUCAAAUUAUGUGUAUCACGUACUUAUAAUUCGCGUAGAUUUUUAACUGUUGCCGACGAGUGUAUUCUGUCUUUCAAAAUACAUUUAACAUUUUUAUUUAUGGUUCUGUACCAUGAUACUGUAACAUGAUACUGUUUUAUUAUGACAAUAGAGUAACGAGAAGGAGUAAGGGUGUAGUCAGGGUGGGGAAAAAUGGGGCACUUGCCCCCUACUAUUUAUUUAUAAAUAAAUAAAUUUUUUAAUUCAAUGUUCUCUGGAUACAAAUGGCCAGAAA
Molecule: messenger RNA, 2484 nt
Organism: Colletes gigas
Lineage: Eukaryota; Metazoa; Arthropoda; Insecta; Hymenoptera; Colletidae
Gene: Ipk1
Product: inositol-pentakisphosphate 2-kinase
Exons: 10
Coding region: 376-2142 (588 amino acids)
Biological process (GO): inositol phosphate biosynthetic process
Cellular component (GO): nucleus
Molecular function (GO): ATP binding; inositol-1,3,4,5,6-pentakisphosphate 2-kinase activity
Source: RefSeq, a predicted model, not a curated record